Molecule: messenger RNA, 2172 nt
Organism: Diaporthe amygdali
Lineage: Eukaryota; Fungi; Ascomycota; Sordariomycetes; Diaporthales; Diaporthaceae
Exons: 6
Coding region: 1-2172 (723 amino acids)
Biological process (GO): DNA-templated transcription
Cellular component (GO): nucleus
Molecular function (GO): zinc ion binding; DNA binding
Source: RefSeq, a predicted model, not a curated record
AUGAGCACGCCCCCGAAUUUCGCCAACCCAGUCGGCAUACAUCAGAACUUGUUCACCGUAUCAAUAUCGGACCAUAAUACAGGCUCAAAGGUAGAAAACACCGGCACCACCUCCGUCCUCAACACCAGCCUCGGCGCUCGGCACUCCUGGUCGUCGCCGAAACGGAAGACUGCAGGCCUGGCCCGCAAUAAACACGGUGGCUGUGUGUACCUGGGCGUUGAAAAGGCGAGCCGAAAGCCCGCGCAAGAUCGCCCAAGGAGCUCGCUCAGGGCUGUGAGAAGUGCACGGCCAUCCCCAGGCUCAAACAGCGGUACCACAUCGCCUCGUAUUAAUGUGCUGUCAGAUUCACCCGACUCGAGGCCCCAUCCUUCGGAGACCGGCCCUGGCUACUUGGGGUCUACCAGCUUUUCUGCUGUAUAUCAAGAGACGCAGAACAGUCUUUCACUUGUCAAGGGCCCGCUCAUGGGCUUUAAUACGGAUGCAAGCGAAAGUACUCCAGUUUCAGCGAUAGAGAAUGGCAACGCCGAUGCCACCACAAUUGUACUGUCGCCCCGAUCACUCGAGACCAGCCUAAUUGUGCUUCAUCGCAUACCUGACGAGGACUUUGCAAUUUCCCUCUUCGAAAAGCAUAUCAACCCAAACGACGGAUGGAUUCGUUUAGGUGCAAAGCGUGUCAUCGAAGCUUUGCACUCUGUCUUCGGUCGUCAGCUUAGGUCACGAAAGCCCAGAGAGCUUGAGGAACUGGCCCACCUGCUCUCUUCAAACACAGCCAAGCCAUGGUCUGAGGACGAGCUUGAGGCCGAGGCAUGGCUUUCAUCUUUUUCUGGUCGUCAUAUGCGGUGGGAGAGCAUGGGCAUACUGUUCACGUAUUGGGCGCUCGCCGCGCUUGCAGACCACCCACAUCGUCCUGAACUUCGAAAGCCGGAUGUGGGCCCAGCCAAGUUGACAUUGGUAUACAAAGAAGCUGCGGAACUCUGCGUCGAGCUUUGCAAAGGGUGUACGCCGAACAGUCUUCUGUUGUACCUCAACUACAAGGUUGCAAUCCUUGACUCAAUGAUUGCGGGCGACGCGGCUCCAUCGCUUUGGAGAUUACACGGCGAGAACGUCGCAUUGGUGACGUAUCUUGGUCUGCAUGCCUUGCAAAAUGAAAGCCCAUACGUACCAACUGUUGCUAAAGAGGUUCAGAGACGCCUUGUCUCGCAGAUCUUCGUGAUUGACAAGGUCUCUGCUUCUUUUAGCGGUCGGCCACCGCUGCUCAGCAGGAAGUACAUGCUGACACCACUGCCGCUGGACUUGUGCGACGAGACGCUGUUGUCGGACCGCGAGACUAUAGCAAAGGCUGUCGACGCAUUGGAUGAGAACGGCUGGAAUCGAGAAGGAAAGUACUACUCCACGACGAUUGUGCGGGCGAGGACAAAACUUGGACGGAUCAAGGAUGAGAUCAUGGAGGUUGCUCUGGGCAACCCAGUAUACACGUCCAUUGACGCCUUGUUGGCAUUGAAAGAGCACGAAUACACGGCUUUUGCUGGAAUACCGAGCGUUCUAAAAUACUCAUCGCAGGCGGUGAGAGACCCGAGCAUUCCGGCUUCAGAGAUGUACACUAAGAUCCUGAUACACCUCGAACAUCUUCAAAAUAUGUUCUUGAUUUCACGUCUGCUGGUCCAAUGGGGGUAUGACAGCAACGCCGACCUGCUGAGCGUUAGUUUCGAAAUGGUGUCGGUGACGCUGGUGUUCUGGACACACAUGGACCGACUGGCGGGGCUCCACGGGGAUUUCGAAUGGCUGGUCAUGGCCUUCGCAGCACCCUCCGGUGGAGUUCUCUGCAACGAACUCCUCAAGCCGUCCCUUCAACACACACCGAUUCGAGGAGUCACACGCUCCGGUAUCAUCCAGCAACUAAGCCUCUUGAGCGGCUUCCUAGACUGGGUCAGCCCGUCGGCGCCCAAUGGUGACCUGUGCAGCUCCUGCAAGGCCGUUAUCCAGCAUGUGUUGGAUUAUGCCCUCAACGCGCCGCCAGUAGAGCCGUCGAGCACGGCACCAGAGGGUGCUUUCGACUUGAACCUUGACCUCUCCUCGGACAUUGAUGCCAUUGACGGAUAUUUCAACUUCGACCUCUUAAAUACAUUCCACUUCGAGGCACCUCCGCUGAUGGGCGGAACCAAUGAGCUUUGA